This is a messenger RNA of Salpingoeca rosetta, 1667 nucleotides long. RefSeq lists its product as uncharacterized. Lineage: Eukaryota; Choanoflagellata; Craspedida; Salpingoecidae. The record is from RefSeq and is a predicted model, not a curated record. Bases 63 to 1403 code for a protein of 446 amino acids. Gene Ontology annotation, biological process: glucose-6-phosphate transport; phosphate ion transmembrane transport. Gene Ontology annotation, cellular component: membrane. The transcript has 9 exons. Gene Ontology annotation, molecular function: glucose 6-phosphate:phosphate antiporter activity.
AGAAGUUGUUGUUCAGUGAGUCAGAUCGCAGCGUGGUGACGGGAAAAGCUACGGCAAAGCAGAUGGUUGAGGGUCACCCGAAGCGCUUUGUCGCUGCUGCGGUGGCAGGGGUCGCAUACACGCAGUGCUACUUCCUUCGCAAGCUUGUCAGCUCAAGCACAGUCUACCUGCGCGAGUCUGCAGGGUUCCCGGAGACUGUGAUUGGUGCCAUCACAUCGGCGUUUGCGCUUGCGUACGGGCUGUCGCGUGUUCCAGGCGGCUUGAUCACGGACAAGCUAGGCGCCCGGACCACACUCGCAGCCUCCCUCUUCAUCUCUGCGGCCCUUACGAUCGCAGUGACGUGCAUCGCCAAUGCCAACAUCUUCUACAUCUUGUGGUUUCUCCACGGCAUGUGCCAGGCCAGCGCUUGGCCCGCAUGCGCCCGCCUUCUCAAGGACCUCUUUCCAGAUCGCGAAAGGGCGUUCUGGUGGGCUGCCGUGUCCACGUCACAGAACGUGGGCGCAGCGCUAACCCCAAUCCUUGUCGCACACAUUUACACGUGGUUCCAGGAGCGCAAUGCUCAGUUCCCCCUCCCCAUCUUUCCGCAUGCUGAAGCCGACGCGACAUGGCGCUUCCCCUUCCUUGUCCUCGCCCUUCUCUGCCUUCCAGUCGUCAUCCUCGCCUACGCGCUUGUCCCGUCAUACACGGUGCCGCGAGAGCCAGCACAAAACAAGGCGACCGCCAGCAAGCACAAGGGUGCAGACAAGCCUACGCCAUCGUGGUGGAAUGGCAUUUCGCAGCUUCCAUCCGCCAUCUUCCUCAUCACCAUAGCCAACAUGCUCAUCUACGCUGUGCGUGACAUCAUCGGCAACUGGCUGCUGCUCAUCUUCCACGAGACGCGGGGCUUCGACCCAGCGCGGGGCGCAUCCGUCUUGGCGCUGUUUGAAAUUGGCGGCAUUACCGGGGGCCUCCUUGCAGGCAUUGCAUCAGACAAGGUGUUUGGCGGCCGGCGCGGCCCCAUUUUUGGCAUCUGCAGCUUUGGGCUCCUCCUCUCGUGCACCGCCGUCAGCUUUGCACAUUCUUACGCGGCCAUCUGUGCUGUGUUCUUUUCGCUCGGGCUGUUCCUGUUUGGCCCGCAGACACUUGUUGGUUUGUUUGCCAUGGAGACGGCACCACCACACCUCGACAGCUUUGCAGCAGGCAUCGUCGGCUUGUGCGCGCAGUUGGGAGGCAUCACAGCCGGGUACCCUGUGUCUCUGCUGAAGACGGCGUGUGGCUGGGACUGCGUGCUGCUGGCAAUGCCUGUCAUUGCCCUGCUGUGCUUUGCGGCAUCUGUGCCCCUCUGGCAUGUGAAGCCCUAUGGCGCACAGCCCAAGUCAUCGAAGCGGUCGCAGAAGAAGAAGAAGAAAAAGAAGGUGUUGUGAACCGCCUCGCUGCAGAGACUGGAUAUGCACAUGCCUGUGUGCCUGUUACCAGAUGUAUCGGACCUGUGCCUUUGCAUUGCCGCUAUUUGUUUGGCAUUGCUUCAUUUACCUGUAUUCUCUCCUCCCCCUGUAUUUCCCGUCUCCUGUUUUCCUCCUCUACUGUUGUCCCUCUUCUUCUGUGUACACCACCAUGUUACCACGCCCCUUUGACGCAAGGCAAGCCAGUUGUGUCCUUUACAGUGAAAACAUAUGUACAAUGCGCAA